AUGGUAUUUCUCCGACUUUCAAUUAAAGUCUUCCCGCGGGAGCAGCUGAGCUCAAGCUCUAGCUCCAGCUGGGGCCGGACCUUCCUCGGUGCGCGAAAAACUACCAACGAUGACUGCAGCCAGGGAUCUGCAGUGUCAACGACAUUGAAGAAACCCGGUAUCUUCUUGCUUGUCCUUGAGCACCCCGAAGAGGUUUCGCUCGGCGGACUCGCGGGCAUGAUCCAAGAACAUUGGGGAAAGCUUCACCCGGAGCUGGAACCGCUUGCGAUCAAGAAAAUCCUCGACGAUACGAAGGAGGAUCUCGAUCUUUAUCCCGAUCUGAGCGUUGCCGAUGUCUGGGUUGACUAUGGAAAAGCUCGCACCGAUGGCCUUGACCAGCGUGGUUCCGUUCGCGUUAUUCAAAAGCCUACCACGGCUGCCCCAGAGCGAUUCCCCUCUGUCGAUCAGGACUGGGAUGCUGCAAUUGUUGCCUACGAGCGCAAGCGCGCCAUGAAGGAUAAAAAGGAGGCCAUGGAGGCACAAUUCCCUGCCAUCCAGGAAGAAGACGAGGAGGGUAACGCCGAAUCGCUGCGUACUCACUCUCGAUCUCCCUCUCGGUCUCACAUCCAAUGGGAGCAUUCCCCUGAGUCGCCUCAGCAUACCAAUAAUGACUCCAAUGUCUCAGCUCGGAAGUCACCAGUUGAGCACCGCCAUCGCGAUCUACCUCUUUCUUCCGUUGAAAUUCCUAAUCCCGUCACCACUUCCCCACCAGCGAAGUCAAUAGGCCCUACAAUUGCUGGCACACCGCCUCCCAGGCGCGAAAGUGAGGAGCUCGGAGAGUCUCCAUCACCAGCCGAGCGACGAGCAUCCAGCACCAGAUCCCAACCUACACCUGCAUCUGUAGCUGCCGGCUCACUGGAACCGCAUCAUAAGUCGACAAAGCUCGCAAAACGACCCAUUGCGAGUAGUACAGCUAAGCGGACAAUUACGCAAAUGCCCGACGACGCUGAAUCCCCACCUAUUUCGUCUGCCCCCAAUCCCCACCAACCGAUGCAGUCUACUGAGGAGGCUACCGCGAGCUCAAGUGACAUGGAGCCAGAGUCUGCUCCGCAGCGUACUGUGAAGCUACCAUUGAAGCCGGGCGUGACUAAUGGAGUCAACGGACAAGGACAUCUGGCGGCAGUGGCUAAGAGUGUAUCCAAACCUCCGCAGAAAGAGCAAGUGGAAACGGUCGUUGGGAUCUCCAGUGACGCGUCGAGCGAAGAGCAAAGCGACAGUGAGGACGACAAGGUUGAAGCGGGGAAGAAGAAGAAGAAGAAGAAGAAGAACGCUGAGCAGGAUGAAAGAGAAACAGAAGAUCAGACUGGUUCUGACAACUCUGACGACUCUGAAUCUGACUCCGAGUCUGAGUCUGAGUCUGAGUCUGAAUCGGACUCCGACGCCAGCGAAGAGAAUGAACCGAAGGAUGACGCCAUCAAGCCUCGAAUUGACCACUUGGUUCCAAGUGCUGAGGAUGUGAUCGAUCUAGAGGGUGAUGUACAGAUGGAAGAGCCUGUGGUAAGUAGGCGCUCCCAUUCCUCAGAUCAGUCGGAUCUCCCGAUGCCGAAAAUAAAUGGUACAACUCAUGAGACUCGAUCUCGCAAGCGGAAGCAAGCCCCCGAAGAGCCCACAUCGGUCAAAGAAGCUCGCCAAGGACAGGGCCAUCCCUCGACCCGCCCAUCUACCCCUCCCCGGUCUGUGCCUGCAGUCGUUGUGCCCUCCCAACAGGCUCGUCAGUCCAUGUCGAAGUCGCCAGCUGCCCAAACUAGCCCACUGCACAAACGGGUCCGUGCGCCUUCUUUCUCGAGCCCAGCUCGACAAGCCAGCGUCCGGGAGGAGAACGAAGCGCCUCCUAAGCCUCAUCCCUUUGGAAUUGGGCUGGGCAUUACACAGAGCCCUCCUAGCAAGCAGCCUGUCAGCUUAGACCUUUCGCAAGAAUCUGACGUAACAUCCACUCAGAAUUCUUUUGCCGGGUCGCUUUUCCCAAGUAGCAACGUCCCUGUUACCAGUGCGCCUUCUUUUACUUCUGUUAACAAACACACUCCCGUGAUUGACAGAACGAAAAAGCUGCAAUCCGCUAUCCGUGGCAAGGAUUCUCCGGCAACUGAGAGGCGAUCCGUGUCUUUCGCCGAGGGAGAGGACCUUGCUUCUGGCUUGGAUACCGCUCCACGCUCCACGCCGCGCAAUGCUACGAUUAGCAAAUCCGCCCCCAGCACUAACACUACCCAGGGGACGCCUUCGAGCGCAACCACACGAAAGGCCACACCCAAGGCCAAGUCUGCUCAGGAGAAGCCCACCGCUGUGAAAUCCACACUAGGAACACCUUCGACCUCUACGUCUAGCAAAGUCACGCCUAAGACCAAGGUCAAUAACCAAACACCAAAAUCUGCUUUCGAGCAUACCCAGGCAACGCCAUCCAGUAGUCAAGUGGUCUACCCGCCCGGCUUUGAUAUCGACCAGUUGACCCAGGAAGUUGAGAUCGAAAAGAAGGCGAAGGCACAGGCUAAAGCGGACGAGAAAGUACAAAGGGAGAAGGAACUCGCGGAGAGGACAGAAAUCGAGCGCAAGCUUCGGGAAACCUUCGAACCUCGGCUUGUGGUCGUUUUGACCGAGAUGCAGACGCUCUUGCGGAGGUUGGCCAACACCAAGCUCGAAUUGGUCAGGCGAAAGCCACUCCGCGUCCGGCUUGAAGGCUUGCGCCAAGACCUGAAAGCCUAUGAAGAGAAGCUGGAGGCGGCAAAGUCCACACCUCGGGAGCCUGUCGCCAAAAAAUCGAGUAUAACCCUCAAGGACAUGCUGAGCAGCCAAAAGCAGGAAAUGGCUGCUAAGCUGCGACCCGAGCCCAAGUCUGCCCCGGCCCCCCGCAGUGAUGUGUACGAAGUGCCCAGCUCCAGCGAGUCUGAGUCUGAGUCUGAGUCUGAGUCCGACUCAAGCAGUGACGAUGAUAGCAAGAGCGACAGUGAGUCCGGCGACAUUAUGCCCGACGGCCAGUCUGUCAAACUCCGCAAGCCCUACCCCCAGCGGUCCAAUUAA
Messenger RNA from Penicillium egyptiacum, 3051 nucleotides. Lineage: Eukaryota; Fungi; Ascomycota; Eurotiomycetes; Eurotiales; Aspergillaceae. The record is from the annotation of a GenBank genome assembly.